AUGGGUGAAUCUUCGGAUUUCAUUAGCGAUCUACCUCAGAGCAUAAUUGAGAAUAUCCUUACUCGGCUUUCGAUUAGAGAUGCGAUAAGAACAAGCGUUUUAUCUAGCAAAUGGAAAUAUAAAUGGUCAACAAUCACUGAUCUUGUGUUUGAUGAGAAAUGUGUUGCUUCUUCGAAUGAUCGUAACCUAGUUGAGAACAGUCUUGUGAGGUUCAUAACCGGUGUGCUUCUCCUUCACCAAGGACCUAUCCAUAAGUUUCAGCUCUCCACUUCUUUCUUGCAAUGUCGUCCGGAUAUUGAUCAGUGGUUGCUUUUCCUUUCGAGGAACGGGAUUAAAGAGCUUGUUCUCGAGUUAGGAGAAGGCGAAUUCAGGGUUCCUUCGUGUCUUUUCAACUGUUUGAAACUGACUCGUUUGGAGUUAUGCCAUUGUGAGUUUGACCCGCCUCGGUAUUUCAAAGGGUUUUCGUCUUUGAAGAGUCUUAACCUUCACCAAAUUCUUGUUGCUCCUGAGGUGAUUGAGAGUCUGAUCUCGGGAUGCCCGCUUCUCGAGUUCCUGUCAUUGUCUUACUUUGAUAGUUUAGUUCUGAGUAUAUCGGCUCCGAAUCUCUUGCACUUGUAUCUAGACGGUGAAUUCAAAGACAUUAUCCUCGAGAAUACGCCAAAGCUAGUUGCGAUAUCGGUUUCAAUGUACAUGCAUGAGGAUGUUACUGAUUUUGAGCAAAGUUCAGAUUAUAAUCUCGUUAAGUUCCUUGGUGGUGUGCCCCUUCUUGAGAAGCUCGUCGGUUUUAUCUACUUCACAAAGUACUUGAGCAUAGGAGAUGACCCGGGAAGGCUUCCGAUUACUUACAUUCAUCUUAAAACUAUAGAACUUUACCAAGUAAGUUUUGAAGAUACCAAUGAGGUACUAGUUCUUCUUCGUUUGGUCACUCACUCUCCAAACCUUAAAGACCUCAAAGUUUCGGCUUCACCAAUCCAACUAUUUCCUCUUGAAGAAGAAGGUUUCGACCUUUUCGAAAGAGAUUACUUCGACUACAAACUCCCGAGACUUGAAACCGUGAAGAUGACAGACGUUUCUGGCAUCAGAAACGAGUUGGAGUUUAUCAGAUUCUUGUUGGGAACUUCUCCAGUUCUGGAGACAGUCACUGUAACAUCGAGUUUAUCAGAUAAAGAUGCGAAAAUGGAUAUGGUUGUCGAAUUGCUUAGGUUCCCGCGUGUUUCUCCUCGAGCUCAGUUCCUCUUCCUUCAAGAUUAA
Arabis nemorensis is the source of this 1251-nucleotide messenger RNA. NCBI's taxonomy places the organism in Eukaryota, Viridiplantae, Streptophyta, Magnoliopsida, Brassicales, Brassicaceae. The record is from the annotation of a GenBank genome assembly.